Molecule: messenger RNA, 2073 nt
Organism: Diaporthe citri
Lineage: Eukaryota; Fungi; Ascomycota; Sordariomycetes; Diaporthales; Diaporthaceae
Exons: 1
Coding region: 1-2073 (690 amino acids)
Source: RefSeq, a predicted model, not a curated record
AUGAGCGGCCCGCCGCCGCCUCCGCCGCCGCCGCCUCACGGUGAGUCGCCAAAGACGACUUCUGGUUCUGGAUCGGGCCUGCCGCCCGGCAAGUACGAUGUCUUCAUCAUACCCGAGCACUCGGCCGGCUCCGGCUUCCUCUACCUGCCCUCGCUGCGCACAAACACAAAUAGCUUCAUCGCCGGCUUCGCCUCGGCCCUCAUCAUGGUCGUCCUCGGCCAGAGCAUGGCACCUGCCUUCCAGGCAUGGUGGGCCAACUUCCAGGGGAUGGGCAACGCCGGCAUGCUCCUGCUUGUCAUAGCAGUCGGCCUCGGAGCAUGGUCUCUCGGCCGGCAGUCCACGGACGGCACCGGACGCGACGGAGCGGGAGGGGGAGGGGGUUUCUAUUCCGGUGGAUCUUCGAUGCCCGGUGGUGGUGGCUUCAGUAGUGCUGGAUCCAGCCCCCACAGCACUCAUCACGGGUCUCCCCCCGGCACCGGCCCACAUCCGGAUGCCCACUCCCCCCCGCCUCCACCAGGUGGGUCGAAACCCAGUGCGAAACAGUCCAAUGGCUCGUAUCAGCGACCGCCCCAACCACCCCCUCAACCCGACUCAACUAAACCACAGGCAGAGACACCCAAGAAUUCAUGGCAGAAGGCGAGGGACGAGGUCCGCCGCAAGGAGGAGGAGCGCAAGGCCAAGGAGGCCGAGGAGAAGCGCCGCGCCGAAGCCGCUCAGAGGCUGAAGGAGCUUAGGGAGAAGGAAGCACGAGAGCGAGCGCAACGAGAGGCAGAGAGGCAGCGUCGAGAACAGGAUGCCAAAGACAAGCUAGCCCAGGAGCAGGCGGCAAGAGACAAGGAGGCCAAGGAGAAGGAAGACAAGGACCGCAGGGAGAAGGAGCAGAGGGAGGCUCGUGAGAAGGAGCUCAGAGAGCGCCUCGCAAGGGAGCGGGAAGAGCGGCGAAAGAAGCUCGAAGAGGACAGGAGGCGGAGGGAGGAGGCGGGCAGCCAGGCUCGCAGCACAUCGUCCUAUGCCUACUCGGGCGUUGGCGAGAAGACGAGCCCCUGGCCCAACGGCAAACCACCCACGCCAUCAUCCCCUACUAAAAAACCCCCUCCCCCAACAGCAAAAACCUUUGUCGGCGACGACUCCGACGCCUACUCCUACCGGCCUUACGACCAGCCGAAUCGCCCGGCCCGCCGCGCGUCCAAGUCCGACAUGUCCGAGUCUUCGUGGGCUCCGUCCCAGUCGACGGCGCGUACGUCGCCGCCGCCGUCUGUCCGCGGUCCCUACUCAACCAAGGACCCUGACAAGAUCGUCAUCAAGGCGGUCUACUGCUUCAUGAAUCAGUUCGCCAAGACUCCGGCCUCGCAGCUCGUCUCUGGGGUCGGCACCGUGACGGAUGGCCUCAUCCUCCGGAUAACUACAGAGGGCCUGUUCAUCGACGACGACAUCCGCGGCGUUGCCCAGCGUGAGUGGGACGUCAAGGCGUGGACCCUCAAGAUGGUAGAGGUAUGGUGUCCCGUGCACUUUUUGACUGGUGCGAUUGCUGCGAAUUCUCCAUCCCCGACCGGUUCGAAAUCCUCGUCCAAUCCUGCUUUGAGUGCGAAUCACAUCAGUACUGCUUUCUUUGCCAAGGUGGUGGGAGGAGGGGCCAGGCUCCGUGCUGCGGAGAGGGGCUCGCCAAAGUCGCUGUCGGGCGACGAGGCGGAUGCCUACCUCGCCGACGUGCUGCGCUCGUGCAAGGACUCCUGCCGCCUAGGCGACUGCGCGUCCAAGUUUGCUGCUUCGAAUCUGCCCGGCUCUUCGGGUUACAACGACGACGCCUCCAGCGUUACGUCCGGCUCGACCCGCGUGACUAACAGCACGGCACAGACUGGGGACUGGAAGGCCAAGGGGCUCCAUCUCCUCCGAGCGACGAUCCGAGACCAGGAGGGCAAGAGAUAUAUGUUUGUCAUCGGCGAGGAGGACGGCUGGAAGGUCGCCGUGGGACUGCAGCGCCUGAGGCGCGGCACUCAGGUCCGGGCCUUGGGGGUUGCGGGACUGAGCGGCCUCGAGACAAAGAGCACGCUCGAGAUGCUUGGCUGGGGCUGA